This is a messenger RNA of Eremomyces bilateralis CBS 781.70, 3688 nucleotides long. Its product is annotated as WD40 repeat-like protein. Lineage: Eukaryota; Fungi; Ascomycota; Dothideomycetes; Eremomycetales; Eremomycetaceae. The transcript is spliced from 2 exons. The coding region runs from base 329 to 3334 and encodes 1001 amino acids. The record is from RefSeq and is a predicted model, not a curated record. Gene Ontology annotation, molecular function: protein binding.
UAGACCCCAACACGCGACAAUUCGGUAGAGACCUCCACUCCUAAGGCUUGACAUAGCUUAUCCUUAUAUGUUUUUACAACGUCCUUGACCGAGACCUUAACCAACCGGAUCACUGGGGAACCCGCAUGACUUCCCAUUUGCCUGGUCUAUCUCGUCUGUGAGACCGUGAUCUGGUGGUGACAGAAUCAACCCCUUCCCCAACCCUCGAUGACUCGAAGGGAGCAUAUGACUUCUUGCCUCAUGGUUCUUUUGUUGACAGCUCGGUGAGGCCCUUUCCACGUACCUGUGCGUGUUAGUCCCCGCCGAAUACACUCCCUUGCGUUCGAAUAUGGCUGGUCAGUGGCGGCAAGAUGCAUCAGUUCCGGUGAACAACUCCUCAUAUCCGACCCAACCCCCGUUUAAACUUCCUCCCUCGAUCGGCUUCCCCUUCAAAAUGGACGAAGGAUAUUCGGAGGAUACCCGCAGCCAGCCGGAUGUCGAGGUCGCUUCAAGGUCCGACUCUCGCGCCGGCGACGCGUUGGAUGCGUAUCCCAAUGCGCUGUUGCCAGAGUGGAUUCUGGCACUAGGUGAACCGGAACGUUGUGAACUGGCAUACACCAUAAUGCGUUCCCUGAGAACAUCCUCCAUCGCGCAAAUCGUCGACCGUGUCAACCCGCUUCUCCAUCUCGACCCUGUCUCACAUCUCCCCCCCGAAAUCGUCCUGACAGUCCUCUCCAAUUUAACGGCGGAAGAACUCAUCAAAGCUUCGGUGCUUUCGAAAGGCUGGCAUUACCGUGCCCUCGAUGUGCAGCUGUGGCGGAGUCUCUUCCGCUCCGAAGGCUGGCGGUACAAUAUCCGCGAAGUACGAGAGUUUGAGGCGCGGGUAUUCACAUCGACGGUCGAGUCGAGGGAAAAACAUACCCGUGUGAGACGCGCAGAAGCGGAUGCUGGCCGCCAAUCCAGCAAACGCCGCGCUCAUGAGGGGUCCAUACGACUCGACACCGAAAUCACCGUUCCUUCAUCGUCAACAGCCGCAGAAGGAACCAGUGAUGGGCCCUAUGGCUGGGUGGAACAACAUGGUGUUAUCGAAGCGGACGAUAACUCGCCGAACAGCGACUCCGACAGGAUGCAGGGGGUAUCUUUCCAACACGAUCCAAUAUCGCCCGUCAUCGAGCCAAAUGAUGACAUGUCCGCUACGCCGAGCCAAUCCCCCAUACGGAAUGGAAAUUCGCAGAGUCCGACGAAAACGCCUUUCAUGACCCGCGAUGAGCAAAACAGACCGCAGCUAGACUGGUAUUACAUCUAUAAGCAGAAGCGGAGAUUAGAAGCCAAUUGGAACCAUGGCCGAUUUACCAACUUUAUUCUCCCUCAUCCUGACUUUCCAGAAGAGUCGCACAACGAGUGCGUCUAUACUAUUCAGUAUUCCGACCGCUAUCUUGUCAGCGGCAGUCGAGAUAAGACACUCAGAAUCUGGGAUUUGGAGACGCAGCGGCUCGCUCGGCCGCCUCUGACAGGGCACCAAGCGUCGGUACUCUGUUUACAGUUCGAUGAUAGCCCUCAAGAGGAUGUCAUCAUUUCAGGCGGCAGUGACUGCCAUGUCAAAAUAUGGCGGUUUUCGGAUGGCGUAUGUAUCCAUACCAUCAACAGAGCCCACCGAGAACCGGUGUUGAACCUUCGAUUUGACUCGCGAUAUCUCAUUACCUGCUCGAAAGAUCGUACCGUCAAAGUUUGGAAUCGAAAGAACCUACCCACGACUCACCCCAACUUCCCUCGCCCCACUGCGAAUGUCUCUGCGAAGUUUGCGGAGAGAGUCAUCAGUCUUGCUGCUGAAUACGAGCGGCAGCAAUUGAGUCAGGUCAUGUACAGCGAGGCCCCAUCUCUUAAACCGUAUGAACUGCUCAUGACCCUCCACGGCCAUACCGCAGCAGUGAACGCCAUUCAGAUUCUCGACGGCGAGAUUGUUUCGGCCUCCGGAGAUCGAACAGUCAAGAUAUGGGACGUUAGGUCUGGUAGAUGUGUAAAAACCAUACCUGGACAUAUCAAAGGGAUUGCCUGCGUGCAAUUCGACGGUCGACGAAUCGUCAGCGGUAGCAGCGACGAGACCGUGCGAAUCUUCGAUCGAGUCACCGGCGCAGAGGUAGCAUGUCUAAAAGGACAUACGAACCUCGUCCGUACUGUGCAAGCGCGAUUUGGCGAUCUUCCCGGCGCAGAAGAUGAGCUCGAAGCCGAAGCGCGCCAGAUCGAUCAGCAAUACUUCUCGGCCAAACGUCUAGGACAACUCGAGGAAGUGAGUCGCGAGGUUAUGAGAGCGCGAAAUUCUGGGUCGCGCGACCCCAGUCGUAUCUUCGCGUACGGCGCGAAACUCCCGCCUGGUGGAGGUGGGAGUCGGUGGGCGCGGAUCGUCUCCGGUUCCUACGACGAGACCGUGAUCAUCUGGAAGCGGAACGCGGACGGGGAGUGGGUCGUGGCUCACCAGCUGUCGCAGUCGAGGGCGGUUAUCAAGGCGGGAGGACCGAAUAACGCCAGGCAGAGACAUGUGGCUGCGGCCCAGGCCCAAAUGGCUCUUCCGAACCCGAAUCAGGCGCAAAACGGUGCAAAUCACCCGCAAGCACCUGCACCGCUCGCUCAGGGUCAAGGGGGUGCUGCGACGAGCAAUUUGCAGCCGCCCCAGAAUCAGGCUGGGCCAUCGACUGCGCAACAUCCCCAACCUCAGACCCCAGUUUCGGCUCAGGCUGCUUCUCAAUCAGCAAUCCAUCUUUCCGUGGCCAUAUCUGCAAGCAACGCAUCCACGAAUGGCUCUGCAUCUCGUUCGCCAUCCCCAAUCACACCCACUACCACCCCUUCGCAGCCGCAAGGGGCGUCAGCAUCCGCCUCGACUUCUCAGCCUCCAGCAGCAACAGCGUCGCAGAGCACUCCAGCGGCUACCCCGAACACGCCAACCGCCGCACCAACGCAACCAGCACCCGCAACUCCGGCCCCACAAUCUACCAACGAACCCCAACCCGCCCCGGCAGGACCGGUGCCCGCCCCGGCAGGCCAGCCUCUGACCCCCAUGCAGCAGCAACACCACCAACAAAUGCUACAACACAUGCAACACAUCCCUCCGGCACUCCAACAGUUCUACCAGCAGCAGGCCGGUGCGGCGGCCGGACCUGGCGCUGGCAACAACCCACCUCCACACCUGCUGCCGCCGCCGCCGGCCAUGAUGCCGUCGAACUCGCGCGUCUUCAAGCUGCAGUUCGACAGCCGACGGAUCAUCUGCUGCUCGCAGGAUCCGACGAUCGUGGGAUGGGACUUUGCGAAUGGGGAUGAGGAUAUCAUUGCGGCGAGUCGGUUCUUUGGGGGAGAUACGUGAGGUGGAUGGUUGAGCUUGCUUGUACCUCUGUGGUUUUGCGGCGCGUCCGGAACAGAGUCGUUAGAUUGUGGGGGAUAUAAUUUUACUGCUGGAUGCAUCGUUGGACUGGCGAUGCUGGUACAUGUGGAUGUUCGUGGGCUCUCGCUAUAAUAUAUUGAUAUAUUAGCACCCCGAUGGAUGAGGAUGAAAGGGAACUUGGGAAGCUUGGGUGGUAUAUAUUCGCAUAUAAUUGACGACAUGUAGCUGCAUUGCAGCGUCUUGGGGGCCGUCUGGGGGGCCUUUGGGUUGUAUUUACGGAGUCCUGGCCCCUCGGUGACGAUAGGCAAAUUCCAGGGGACUCUUCUUCUCAUUUUU